This is a messenger RNA of Drosophila navojoa, 1729 nucleotides long. RefSeq lists its product as uncharacterized. Lineage: Eukaryota; Metazoa; Arthropoda; Insecta; Diptera; Drosophilidae. The record is from RefSeq and is a predicted model, not a curated record.
AUUAUAUUUUUCUGUUCUUAUCAGCACCUAUGAACGGAACGAAAGAGGAACGGAACAGCCAAGUACAGGCAAGAGCACGACUGAGCAUAUGAAAGAUCGAAAGAGAGAGGGUAAGAGGGAGGGAUGGGCUAUUAGAGUAUAGAAUUGAAGCGUGGAACGAAAUAGAAACGGAGAGAGCGAGAGGAGAGUAAGAGAGAGAGAGAGAGAGAGCAACACAGACGCAAAACCAAAUUGAAGGCAACUGGAACAAAAUUAUUCACUUCGACUAUGCCCAGCUUGUUGUGAGGAAGAAAAGUCCGAAUAUUCGUUCCGAAACCAAAACAAAAUGCGAAAUAUCCGAAAUCUCAAGGAUCCCACAGCUGUGGUGCUGUUGUGGUUAUUGUGGCUGCUCUGCUGGCCCAGAAUGGGCACAGCGACGACACUGCCAAAGGUCGGCUGCACCGAGCACGACACCACAAUUACCUGCGAUUGCAACAACGAUGAGCAGCCCAUGGUGCUGCCACAGCUGCAUGGCGCCGUUUUUCAGGUCGUCAUACGCAAUUGUCGCGAUUUGACUGUGGAGCCAAACGCUUUGGAUAAUACAGAAGGCCUGCGCAAGAUCAGUUUCAAGCAGCUGCAGCGUCUGGUGCUGCAGCAGAAUGCAUUGAGCGUGCCCCGAGAUGCCAGCAACAAGGCGCUCAUUGUUGACUUCGAGGACGUCAACUUUCAGUUGAUCGCCUCUCAUGCGAUCAGCGGCAACAUCGAGGAGAUCUCAUUCACCCGUGGCCGCAUCGAGCAAAUGCACCCAUUCGGCUUCACCACCAUCAAGGAUACUGCCAUUCUGCUCAAGCUUGACGGCGUCACCAUACAGCGCAUCGAGAGUCAGGCCUUUAAGAAAUUCGCCGUGGAGAAACUGAUAAUAAGCAAUUGCAAUUUCGUCGGGAAUUUGCCGACGCGCGCCUUCUACGAGCUGGAGGUGAGCAGCGAGCUGGCGAUGCACAACAAUCAGUUCCAGGAGGUGCACUCGCACGCCUUCUCCUUCAAGCUCAUCUCCAAGCUGAGUCUCAGCGAGAAUCGUUUCGCGGCCGUGGAUGGGGAAUGGCUGGAGGCUUACAUCAAGGACGCGAUUACGCUGCGAGGCAAUCGGUUUGGUGCCACCAGCGAGAUAGCCUUCCGCAGCCUGGGCGUGCAUCGCGACUAUCAGCUGAGCGAACGGCUGGAGCUGCGCUUCCACAACAACACGGUGCAGAGUCUGCCACCGGGCGGCAAGGUGCCUGGAGUAGCGGCUCAGCCAUUGCGCUUCGAUGAGCGCUUCGCUCUGAGCAUACGGCAGCUGAGAUACGAGAAUGUCUGGAGCUGUGAGCAGCUGGAUAUGACUGUUCAGCCGCCGCAGCCGCAUGCCGAAUUCUUUCGCCAGCACAGCGAGCAGCUGAUGUUCCGUGCCGUUGCCAACGAGCCGCAGGUGGUGCCAGCACCAUUUGUGCCGCUGCGCCAGCUAAUCGCCGAGCAGUGCCAAAAGCCUAGCUAUACGGCGUAUAUUGUGGCGGGCAGCGUUCUGCUGGCGCUGCUGGUGUUGCUGCUGCUGCUGCUGCUCUGGUGGUGGCUGGCGCAACAGCGUCGACGACGCAAGCUGGAUGUGGUGCAGCCAGAGCCACGCACCUACAAAGAGACACAAAUUGUAUACCAAAUCGAGAACGCUGGCCUGCUCAAGACUGAUCUGUAAAGCCAUACACAUACACACAUAUACACA